GGUAACCUUUAUAGAUCACUGCAUUUUCACAAUAAACCUUUUAAUCAGAAGUUAGCAUACCCUGUUCUUACUGCUUCACACUGUACAUUCUUGCUACAUUGGCCAAAUAAAAGAUUUUAUAAGGUAUCAUGAGGGCCAUUAAAGUGACUUGUUGCAGUCUAAAAAAAAAACGAAUAGCCUGGCUGCAGAUGGCACCAGAGAACACAUAGGACAAACAAGAAAACCGAGAUGAUCUAACAACCAAAAGUUUAAUGUACACACCGAGUAAAUGCUCGCUGACAAGCAAUAGACUGAACAUGCACAAAAAGGAGAAUCAAAAAUUCAUGUGUGUUUCCCGAGAGGAAAUGCAUCCAUUUCUAACGGAGGCCGUGCUGACAGGAUUAACCCAGCAUUUUUAGAUCUACAGCUUGCGUAAUUUCUCUAGGCAGCUGAUCUGCACAGAAUGCUAGCUUCUUCCUCUACAAUGCACGCUCAGAUGUGGAGAGUGCAUUGUAGAGGAAGAAGCUAGCAUUCUGUGGAGAUCGGCUGCCUAGAGAAAUUAUGGAUGUUGUAGAUGCAAACACACUGGGAGAAUCUUGUGUCAGCAUGGCCACUGUUACACUUUCAGAGAUGGAUGCGUUUCCUGUUGGAAUCUGUAUGGACACACAUCUGGGGCGCGAUAACGUAACUCUAUUCCAAACAAAAAGUGUUCCAAAAUCCGGACGUCAAAAUGACGCGACAGUUUCUGCGUAUGGGGGCGGGAACCAGCGACGUUUUUCAAUCUGUCCAAUCAGCAGCCUCCAUCGUUGCCGGAAGUAUGUUUUGCUUGUUUUUUAUUUGCAAAGGGACCGUAUAGCAAGUGACAUAAAGACAUAAACGUCUGAUAAAAGAACAAUUGUAUGUCGCUGAGAGUAAAAGUGUUUUGUAAUCUUUUAACGCAAGAGAAGUUGAAGCGCACUUGAAAGUAAGCACAAAUAUUUUAAUUUUUUGAGUCAUAGCCACACACGUGCCAAUUCCGCAUCCAAUCCAUUUCGCUACGCACACUUAAGAUGGCGGCUACGUGAAAACAGCUGAUCGGUCCUGUGGCCCGCACUUGGUGUAUAUUUGUCCGUAACGUGAUUAGUUGAAAUCUUGCCGUACGUGGUACUUUCGCCCGAGAAGAAUUCUGGAAGCUGUGAACAUCAUGAAGACUGCGAAAGCGUAGUGCUCGGAUACGGAAGAAUCGAUGAAGGUUGGAAGGCAUCUCAACAGAUAGCUGGUAAGUAAACGUUUUCUAUAAACGAUCGCAACUGUCUCCGAAUGUAGUCAUGAUUUAAAUCGAGGGUGGUCUGUAAGAGAGGCUCAUUUUUGUUUCUUUGCCACACACUGCUGCGCAGUGAUCCAUUCCCCCGUGCGGGCGGUACAGAUGCUUCUGCUGGAUAUUCGCACGAGAAAAGUUUUUUUGUUGUUGUUAUUCACUUGUGUUAAAUUGAACGUGGCAUUUAUGGCGUGAUAAAAUAACGACACAUUAAAUGAAUGUAACCGUUAUGUUUUAACGACGAAUUGAUAUCUGAAACGGUACGAUUUGUUGGUAUUAAUUCGCUGCGGUCCGGCGAAAAUUGAGCGCGAAAAAGAAAUGGCGGAGAGCAGCAACAGCGCGCGCGUUUCGGCCGCGCAGGCCGCUAUGCUAGUGGAGUUUAUGGAGCAGCAUCCGUACUUGGCGAGAGGCUCCACCAGCCUCUCGCCAAGUAUGAGUGCUGCCCAAAAAAGGGGACUAUGGGCAGAAAUUGCCGCUGCCUUGAACGCCGUCGGGCCGGCAGUUAAGAUAGCCCGGCGCUGGCGCCUGUAUUGGGCGCGCAUGGCGUACGAAUGUAAGAAACUCGCGGCGCAGGUUGGCGCCGAAAAGAGGAAGACGGGAGGUGGAAAGUUGGGCGGCCUAGAGGGUCGAGUGAUCGCCGUGCUCGCCCAUACCGGCCCAGCCUCCGCCCCUGCGGAUUUUUUUCACGGCAAUGCUGAGGAGGACGCAGCCUGUAGCAGUGAGGAGUCCGCUGAAGUGCCCCCUGCCCCACCAGCAGCUGCGCGCGUCUCGGUGGGCACGGAGCCGGGGACCAGUGGCACUGCACCUCGGCAGCAGCCCCGCAGGCCACCCCGACUUCAGGUCCUCACGGACGCCGCAUCGAGCACGGCCGCGGACUAUGCCCGGCAGAGCCGGUUAGCUGAGGCGGCAAACGCGGAGGCCGCAAGCUUCCACCAGCAGUUGCUGCAGCAACAUCGGCAGCUGGUGGAAGAGCAGCGAGCGACACGGCAAGUCCUCGAGCAGCUGGUGGCCGAGAUGCGUGGUUCGCGAGAGGCGAACACUCUCAUUGCGACCACGCUGCGCCAGCUGCUGGCUGCCCUGGCCGACCUGCGCGCGCCGCCUCAGCAUUAAGGGGCAGCUUUUUUUUUUUGCCAUAUCAUCCUUUAGUGCUUUGUUAGGUACAAGUGUCACCAAUCUAUGCAUGUUUUUUUUUUAUGCAGCACUAAAGGAUGAUAUGGCUGUUUUCCGUAAUUUCUGUCCCUAAUCAAAAUUUUUUUUUUCAAGGUAAUUUCUGUCAUGUUUAUUUUAAUAUCUAGUGCAAGUUUCGCGUUACUGUUCAUUACCGUGUUCUUUUAGUGUGUCGUUUAGUCAUUUUGUGUAAUUAUCUAUGUUUAUUUGAUUAUCUAUGUUCUAUCUAUCUAUAUAUGUGAAAUUAUCUGUCAUGUUUAUUUUAAUAUCUAGUGCAAGUUUCGCAUUUCUGUUCAUUACCGUGUUUUUUUUAGUGUGUCAUUUAGUCAUUUUGUGUAAUUAUCUAUGUCCAAGUGCGACGGCAUAAGGUAUAUUUACAAUUUCUGUCAUAUUUUUGCGUUUCUGUUUUUUACCGUAUUUUUUUCUCCAAGUUCAUUUCAUGUGUAUUAUUCUUUGUCCAAGUGAGACGGUAUAACUUAUAUGUACAUUUUUUGCCGUAUUUUCGUUAGGUGUUCUUCACUUUUGUUUUGCUGUUACUGAUAUGUUUCAAUGUGCGCCGCUCUUCCACGGAAGAUACACUGGGCAAUCACUUUUACGCCAACUAUGACAUUGUCUCGCACACAUACAGGUGCGCUUAAUAACUACAAUACUGUGAUAACUGGAAAUCAAUUUUCAUGCCAUAUGUAUGUCAUGUUUGCAAUGUAUAAUCAUUCGUGCCUACGCAAAGUAGCCGAAUUGGUAUUUUUGUUAACACCAAGUGUACACACCCGAGCAGCAGGAAACGAAAGAGCGCUUUAUUGCGAGAAGCAUGUGUGUUUAUACACAGGCAGGCCAGGCUUGCACAUGCGUAUCAAGAUAUUCUUGAUGAUGAAGCCACUGGUCACACCAAGCACCUGUUACCUGUGGUGGUCGCUGUGAUAUUUCAGGUGUCCUUACCUAUGAUAGCAAUACAACCUAGUCCCCAUUGUAGUUGAGCACAGUUUGUGACGUAUGUAGCAGAGCCAUCGAUGUGGCCGCUAUUUUGACAUUCGCUGCCAGGCUGGUCUUGCAGCCGUUAUAUGAAAUACCGUUUUAGUGCCAAGCAUUUUCUCACUUGUCGUUCCUUAGAAGCAUGUCAUGGCUGCUUUAUAUUGUGAUCUUAUUACGGCACUAGUCAUUGAAAAGAAACUGUUUUGUGCUGCAAACAUGCCAACUACAUAAUAGAGAAGAGAUCUUUCUUGCUGUGAAGUUGCUGGAUGAAGAAAAAUGGUUGUCUGCGAGUUCAAAAAAAUGUCAUUAUGCUCGUGUCAUAUUUAUGCGAUUUAACAUCUGCCAACGGCCCAGUGGUAGUGCACUGGGUCCCAUGUAGUGAACAUCACACGGCUAUUUUGGCGCCAUGAAGCCAUGCUCUGUGUACUUGUCUGUCAUUUGCUUUGAUGAAAGACGGCAUUGAAGAUCGAUCACAUGGUUUUAUUUACAAUGCAGAUAUAAAUAAACGAUUUUAAACAAUGCAAGUUGCACUUGAAAUGAAUAUUUACAAUUUGUGUUCCUUCAAUUUCAGAACUAUUUACAUAUGUACACUCUCCCAAGGGAGAAUAACGCGCUUGACAUGCCAGGCGAUCAUUUUCGGCAUAACUUGGCCUUAUGUCAAGGAACUGUGCGGUGGCUGUGUGGCAAAACAGCGCAGGGCCUACAAGGUGCGUGAGCACAGUACACAUGGUGGAGCGAGAAGUGUUGUGCUUGGCAGCAGCCCAAAUAGGAAGCGAGGAGGCGAAGACCAACAUCCUCCCAUGCGCAGUGCAGAUGGCGGUGACAGUGUCGGUGAUGACAGAAGCAACAGCAGCAGCAGCAAAUCAUUUGGCGAACCCCAGCUGCCCAGAGAAGUAGCUACAACAUUCUGCUGAUGAACACAAA
This is a messenger RNA of Dermacentor albipictus, 4336 nucleotides long. RefSeq lists its product as uncharacterized. Lineage: Eukaryota; Metazoa; Arthropoda; Arachnida; Ixodida; Ixodidae. The record is from RefSeq and is a predicted model, not a curated record.